AUGGCAGGAAGAAAUUCUGGGAUUUGUCAUAAUUGUAGAGGGAAAGGACACUACUUUGAUCAAUGUCAGAGUAAACACCGAUGCCCAGAUUGUAAGACUGGAUUCCAGAAGUGUUUUGAGGUCGAGAAGGAGACUGCAAACAAAGGGAAACUCUUCAAGUGCUGCAACGAGAAAUGCUGCUUCUGGCAGUGGGUUGAAGAAGGCGAGUCAAGUGGCACCGCUACUGCAAUUCCUGGGGCGGUGGAGGCAGUGCCUGAAGUGGAACAAUUGUUCCAGGCUGCACUCCAGUUAAAGGACGACGAAGAGAUCCACAUUUCGUUGAAUAUGAAAAUGACAAUCACGAAGAGGAAAUCAACGGAGGAAGGGAACGACAAGGGGAAGGGUGGGCUUGAGUAG
Fraxinus pennsylvanica is the source of this 396-nucleotide messenger RNA. The record is from the annotation of a GenBank genome assembly. Lineage: Eukaryota; Viridiplantae; Streptophyta; Magnoliopsida; Lamiales; Oleaceae.